Molecule: messenger RNA, 1655 nt
Organism: Brassica rapa (field mustard)
Lineage: Eukaryota; Viridiplantae; Streptophyta; Magnoliopsida; Brassicales; Brassicaceae
Source: RefSeq, a predicted model, not a curated record
UAACCCUAAAUCAAAAUAAUCAGAGAGAACAUAGAAAGUGAAAGAGAAGAUUUUCGAUGGCUAAUGAAGUGAACGGUGAGGAAUUUGAUGAAGAAACAGUUGAGAGAGAAGAAAACGAGAUUGAGCAGGUAGUGGAAGACUUCGUCGACGAGCCUCCUGUACGCCACGACGAGUGUCCCUCCAGUGAGGAUGAGGAUGAGGAUGAGGAAGGUGAACCUCGUAGGAAGGCAAAGGCAAAGGUCCCUGUGAAACACGGUGCUGGAGUACUUUACAAGGGGCAACGUUUCUUAAAUGGUGUGGCUUUCAAGGACUCUGUGCUCGAUUAUGCUCUGAAUACAGGCCAUAAUAUCAAGCAGUACCGGUAUGAUAAGGAUAAGAUUGGGUUCAUAUGUGUUGGUGGUGAAGGAUGUGAAUGGAAAGUGUAUGCGUCCACUCUUCCUAAGGAUAACGUUUGGAAAGUUAGAGUCUUCAUAGAGGAGCAUUCAUGUAUUCCAAAUGGUGAAUGUGAGAUGUUAAAAAUUCCUCAAAUUGCAAGGCUUUUUGUUGAUAAGAUUAGAGAGGAACCAGAAUACUACAUGCCCAUGAAGAUUGAAAAAUUGGUUCAUGAAAAAUGGGGGUUUACGGUAUCUAGGCCUCAGUGUCAGGCUGCAAGAAACAAGGCACUAAAGUGGAUUGAGUUCGAGAAUGAUCAUAUGUUUGCCCGGCUAAGAGAUUAUGCUGCUGAGUUGGUCCAUUCAAACCCGGAUUCGACUGUGGAGAUUGAGACUGUGACUAACACAACUGGUCAGGAAGAGUUCAACAGGAUAUUUAUUUGCUUUGAUAACAUCAGAAGGACAUGGAAACAGUCAUGUAGGCAACUGAUAGGAGUCGAUGGAUGCUUCUUAAAGCACAAAGUCAAGGGACAGCUUCUUGUUGCAUUAGGAAGAGACGCAGAUAAUGCUAUAUAUCCAAUAGCAUGGGGGGCUGUUCAAGUCGAAAACACAGAAAACUUGUUAUCCUUUUUUCUAAACUAUUGUCGGCUUUUGGUGUCUAUUUUAGCAUUUCUUUUGUUCAAACCAAUGACAUUUAUCAUUUUUAUGUCUAAUGCUUCUUUUUGCAAUAAAAUUUCUUAAAACCAAAUCAUUUAACAUUGAAAAACAUGUCACUUAGCAUUGAAAAGUAUAGUCAUUUAACAAUAAAAACAGUCUUUCAUUGUGGGUUACAUAACAACAUUACUAAAACACAACAAGCAUAACUAAACUUAACCAUUUUCUUCUUAUCACAUUCACCAUGAUUUGAGACAAAGCUCCAUGAUACCAACCAACACCACACCUCCAAUGACAGCUGAUAACAACGUUUUCUUCAUGCUACCUUUAGCUUCAGCCAACACUUCUUCCACCUUAUCAAACAGCUCUUUCUCCACUUUCAUUUGAACUCUCUCACCCAACAAGAUCUCAUUUCUUCUCAUCUCUCUCAACUCUUCUUCAAGUCUUGCAUUUUUGAAUUCAAGUUUUUCAACCUCAUUUAUCAAUGCCUCAUCAAUCCAUUUGAAGAUAUGAUUAUCAUUCUCAAGCUAAAAAUAACAACAAACCUUAUAAAAAUCGAUGACAGAAAACAAUACAGCUUAUUAAUGAACCUAAUUCAAACAGCACAACAAUAAACAACACAGCUAAAGA